Messenger RNA from Drosophila arizonae, 2800 nucleotides. It is a transcript of the gene fand, whose product is annotated as Pre-mRNA-splicing factor SYF1 fand. NCBI's taxonomy places the organism in Eukaryota, Metazoa, Arthropoda, Insecta, Diptera, Drosophilidae. Gene Ontology annotation, biological process: generation of catalytic spliceosome for first transesterification step; mRNA splicing, via spliceosome; proteolysis. Gene Ontology annotation, molecular function: metalloaminopeptidase activity; manganese ion binding; protein binding. Gene Ontology annotation, cellular component: U2-type catalytic step 2 spliceosome; cytoplasm; Prp19 complex. The record is from RefSeq and is a predicted model, not a curated record.
UGUGCAUCAACAGAUGAUUGAAGACGCGCAUGCAAACGUUUUGCGGCUUUUGUUGUAUUAUUUGCAAAUAAAAGCAAAAUGAGCGAAAAAUCAACACAGCCGCUGCAAGUCGAGCUGAAUUUUGAAGAGGAGGAUGUGCCGUACGAGGAAGAGAUUCUACGCAAUGCGUAUUCCGUGAAGCACUGGCUCCGCUACAUCGAUCACAAGGCUAAGGCUCCCAAUAAUGGCGUUAACUUAGUGUACGAGCGCGCYUUGAAGGAGCUGCCGGGCAGCUACAAGAUCUGGUAUAACUACUUGCGUACGCGUAGGAAGCAGGUGCGGGGCCGCAUUCCCACAGAUCCCAUGUACGAGCAGGUGAACAACACGUUUGAGCGUGCGCUGGUUUUCAUGCACAAAAUGCCACGCAUUUGGAUGGACUAUGGCGUGUUCAUGAGCUCGCAGUGUAAAAUCACACGCACCCGCCACGUUUUCGAUCGUGCGCUGCGUGCCUUGCCCAUCACGCAGCAUGGACGCAUCUGGCCGCUGUACCUGAAGUUUGUGCAGCGUUACGAGAUACCCGAGACGGCGCUGCGUGUCUACAGGAGGUAUUUAAAAUUGUUUCCCGAGGAUGCAGAGGAGUAUGUGGCCUACUUACAGGAGGCACAACGUCUGGACGAAGCGGCACAGCAACUGGCGCACAUUGUGGACAACGAGCAUUUUGUGUCAAAGCACGGAAAGUCAAAUCACCAGCUAUGGAACGAGCUCUGCGAUUUGAUCUCGAAGCAUCCGCACAAGGUGCACUCACUCAAUGUUGAUGCAAUUAUUCGUGGUGGUCUGCGUCGCUACACGGAUCAGUUGGGGCACCUCUGGAACUCUCUGGCUGACUAUUAUGUACGCUCAGGCCUGUUUGAUCGUGCUCGUGAUAUCUACGAGGAGGCCAUACAGACGGUGACCACAGUUCGGGACUUCACUCAAGUCUUCGACGAGUAUGCGCAGUUUGAGGAGUUGUCGUUGAACAAGCGCAUGGAGCAGGUUGCAAAYGAUGAAGACGCCAACGAGGAGGACGAYAUUGACGUCGAGUUGCGUCUCUCGCGCUUCGAGUAUUUGAUGGAACGUCGUCUGCUGCUGCUCAACAGCGUGUUGCUACGCCAGAAUCCCCACAAUGUGCAUGAGUGGCACAAGCGGGUGAAACUGUAUGAGGACAAGCCUGAGGAGAUUAUCAACACCUAUACGGAGGCCGUGCAGACGGUGCAGCCGAAGCUGGCAGUGGGGCAGCUGCACACGCUGUGGGUGGAGUUCGCCAAGUUCUACGAGGAAAAUGGGCAGGUGGACGAUGCGCGCGUGGUAUUUGAGCGCGGCACGCAAGUGGAGUACGUUAAGGUGGAGCACUUGGCGGCAGUGUGGUGCGAGUGGGCCGAAAUGGAACUGCGCCAGCAGCAAUUCGAGGCUGCGCUCAAGCUAAUGCAACGCGCCACGGCAAUGCCAAAGCGAAAGGUUGCCUACCAUGACGAGACGGAGACGGUGCAAAUGCGUCUAUAUAAAUCCCUGAAGGUGUGGUCCAUGUACGCCGAUCUGGAGGAAUCUUUUGGCACUUUCAAAACCUGCAAGGCUGUGUACGAGCGCAUCAUUGACCUGAAGAUUUGCACGCCACAAAUUAUCAUUAAUUACGGCCUGUUUCUGGAGGAGCACAACUACUAUGAGGAAGCCUAUCGUGCAUACGAGAAGGGCAUUGCGCURUUCAARUGGCCGAAUGUCUACGAYAUAUGGAAUUCGUAUYURACGAAGUUCUUGAAGCGCUAUGGUGGCACCAAACURGAGCGUGCUCGCGAUCUWUUCGAGCAAUGCCUSGAYAAUUGUCCGCCGGAGCAUGCCAAGUACUUCUACUUGCUCUAUGCCAAGCUGGAGGAGGAGCACGGCCUAGCACGACAUGCCAUGGCCGUGUACGACCGAGCGACCAGCGCCGUCAAAGAGGACGAGAUGUUCGAUAUGUACAACAUAUUUAUCAAGAAGGCAGCCGAAAUUUACGGACUGCCACGCACACGCGAGAUCUAUGAGAAGGCCAUUGAGGCGCUGCCGGAGCAGAACAUGCGGCACAUGUGCGUCAAGUUCGCCGAGCUGGAGACAAAGCUGGGCGAGGUGGAUCGCGCCAGAGCCAUCUAUUCGCAUUGCUCACAGGUCUGCGAUCCUCGCAUUACCGCCGAUUUCUGGCAGACCUGGAAGGAGUUCGAGGUGCGUCACGGCAACGAGGACACAAUGCGUGAGAUGUUGCGCAUCAAGCGCUCGGUGCAGGCCACCUACAACACCCAGGUCAACAUGAUGGCAGCUCAGUUCCUCAAUACGAAUAGCGGUGCUGCAGCCGAUGCGGGCGCUGGCUCUGGCUCGGAUGCCAUGCGCAUGCUGGAGGAGAAGGCGCGACAAGCGGCAGCCGAGGCCAAGCAGAAGCCCAGCCAAACGACUUCUUCCAAUAUUAUGUUCGUGCGUGGCGAAACGCAAGGCGGCUCCAAGACCAAGGACAAUACGGUCGUUAAUCCUGAUGAGAUCGAUAUCGGCGACAGCGACGAGGAAGAUGACGAUGAAGAUGAAGCAGAAGACGCUGCAGAGCAGGCGCCAGAGGGCGACUCAGCUGCAGCUACGAAAACUGAUGCGGAGGGUCUCAUUAUGAAGAAGUUGCGCUUCGAACAAAAGGCAAUACCCGCCAAGGUCUUCGGUGGCCUGAAACCCAGCACUCAGCAAGACUCCGAUGAGGAAUAAGAAUAUAUCAGAAUUGCUGGAAAAAUGUGUUCUCAAUUAUGUAAUCUUUAGUUGAAAGUUCAAUUAAACA